Messenger RNA from Bursaphelenchus xylophilus (pine wood nematode), 3160 nucleotides. Lineage: Eukaryota; Metazoa; Nematoda; Chromadorea; Rhabditida; Aphelenchoididae. The record is from the annotation of a GenBank genome assembly.
AUGUCUGACGACGAAUACAAUGAGGGCUAUGAUGAAGGCGCUCCAGAAGAAUACAACGACGGUUACGAUCAAGGAUACGAUCAAGAUGAGAGCGGUUAUGAUCAACAAGGGUAUUACGAGCAAGAUGAGCCUGAAGAAGAAUAUGGAGAGGUAGAGAAGAAUGAGGCCUAUGAAGAACCGGCAAGUGAGAAUUAUGAGGAGCAAGAAGAGCCGGAGGGUUAUCAGCAGCCAGCAGAGGAGGAGGAAUAUCAUCAAGGAUCGAAUUAUGCCGAAGUUGAGGAACCUCAAGACGCUGGAAGUGGAGUCCAAUUAGGUGGAUUUGUGAAGGACGCGAUGGACGGAUUUGGAGGCGGAUCCAUUCAUGAUGUCGUAGAUACGAUUCAAAACAUUGCUGGAGGCAGUGGAGGUAAUAUUUCGAACAUUUUUCGUUUAAUUUUAGAUUUUAAUCACGUUUGGAACAUGAAUCAAAUGUUAAAAUUGUUAAAUUUUGAUGGUGGCGCAAUUUUAUGCCAAAAGGAUGCAUAAAACUGCAUUGCAAAGUGUCUCCCGUUUCGGAGGCUUCGUGAAAUUGUCUAAGUACUCUGAGUCAUUCGAAUUUUACCUCAUGACGUCUUUUGUAAAAGCAAAUGAUGUUCAAUUUUGGCAUUAGUCAUCACUAAAUCGAGCAAAGCUUCCGAAACCUUCCAUCUUCUUGGAAGUUUUUGUAGCGGGCCUAAAAUUAGGGCUCCUGUUGGACUGCUGACAAUGGGAAGGUUUGAAAAAGGUGAUUUUUUAUCUGAAAAAAGGGUCAGUGGUUUCCCAGGGAGAUUUUAAUAUUUAUAAAUUUAAAAAUUUUAUCUCUUAAGAUACGGUAAUUUUUAGGUUUGUCCAACAUCAUGGCCAGUGGCGGACUGGAGACCAUUGCUGCCGGCCUCAUCGCUACUGCUGCCCAUAAAUUCUUUGGGAUAAAUCCGGAUACUGGAAGAAUAAUUGGAGCGAUUGCCGGAAAUGUCAUCUUCCAAUUGGGGGGAAAACACAACAGUUUGAGUGAUAUUGGCAAGAUCGUCUUGGACAAUAUUGUUAGCGGGAAAUAUAAAAGAAAGGUAAAAUUUGAAAAUUUUUAGUCAUCAUUUUUUGUGAUCAAAGCAAAUUUUUACUAAAUUGUAAUUGAUGUAUCAAGAUGAAUAUAAAGAGGUAAAUGGUUUAGGUUGAUCCGUUCAUCUCUCCAACUCCCGGAGUCCAGAGCUUCAACCUCGACUUCAACACUGAACGUCAGCGAUGUCUGGAUGAACGAAGGCUUUUUGAGGACCCCGAAUUCCCAGCUGCUGAUUCCAGCUUGUACUUCAGCAAACGCCCGAAAAUGGAAAUCGAAUGGAAACGUCCUGCAGUGAGUUUUCUAUUUCCGUGGAACAAAUUUUUUUAGUGGACGUUUCGGAGAAAGAUUUUUUUAAUGUCUCAAAAUUAACAAAAAUAUUUUUAGGAGAUCGUAAGCGAUCCUCAGCUGAUUGUCGGUGGCGAAUCUCGCUUCGAUGUGAAGCAAGGCGCCUUAGGCGAUUGUUGGCUUCUCGCCGCCACGGCCAAUCUGACUCUCCGUGAAGAAUUAUUUUAUCGUGUAGUCCCUCCAGACCAAAGUUUCACGGAGAAUUACGCCGGAAUCUUCCAUUUCCAGUUCUGGAGAUACGGGAAGUGGGUGGAUGUUGUGGUAGAUGACAGGCUGCCAACUCAUAAUGGGGAAUUGGUGUAUAUGCACUCGGAUGAGCAUAAUGAAUUCUGGAGUGCACUUCUGGAGAAAGCUUAUGCUAAGUAAGUGAUCGUUUUGAAGGUUAUGUUUUAAUCGGAUAUUUUUAUUGACGAAGUUUUGCUUUUUGUCAUGGAUAAUGUAAAAAUUUCAGACUCUACGGUUCUUAUGAGGCCCUGAAGGGUGGAUUUACGGCUGAUGCCCUCGAGGACUUCACUGGAGGUCUUAUUGAAGACUAUGACAUAAAAGAAUUGCCGAAGGAACAUCUCUUGGCCUUGAUGGUUAGAGGCUUCCAGAUGGGGUCUCUUUUUGGAUGUAGCAUUGAUGUAAGUGCCAUUUGACAAAUAGAUCUUUCUUCUGACAUCGACCAAAACAUUUGUCUUUGCAGGCCGAUCCAGAAGUCACUGAAGCUCGUUGCGACAACGGCCUGGUCCGAGGCCACGCCUACAGUAUCACUGCCCUUCAAACCGUCUCAGGCCCUCGAGGCAUGACUCCAAUUUUAAGAGUACGAAAUCCCUGGGGCAAUGACACCGAAUGGAACGGCGCCUGGGCGGAUGGAGCCCAAGAAUGGGACUAUGUGAGCUACGAGGACAAGCACAAGAUGCAAGUGGUAUUCAAAGCAGAUGGAGAGUUUUGGUAAGUUACAGUAGUCCAAAAUACUUUCUGGGGCCAAAAUAUACUCUCCGAACGGGUGAAGACGUGAAUUUUUAAUUGCAGGAUGAGCUUUGAUGACUUCGUCAGAAAUUUCGAGAAGUUAGAGGUUUGUAACUUGGGUCCAGGUGUGAUGAAUGAAAUCGCCGAGAUGACUGGGGUUGCACAGGUCCCAGAGUCCGCGUGGACUGAAUUCCAAGCCGACGGGCAAUGGCUGGAUUCCCAAGGAACCGCUGGAGGAUGCCAGAAUAAUUGUAAGUCUGGGAUUUUAAAAUUAUGAAUUUUAUGAGAUUUUUAUUGAAAAAAAAAUUAAUUAAUUUUUUAAAUGUAAAAUUUCUAUUGCUUUGUAUCUCACAAUUUCUUAUAGUGUACAUGUAUUUUGUGCAUCUAUUUUCAGCCACCUACGCCAAUAACCCUCAAUAUGGCGCUAAAAUUACAAUUGGAGAUAAUUCAGUGGAACAAGACGGAAAGGCCACAGUUAUUGUCGCUCUACUCCAGAAAUACCGCCGAGAACUGCGUGUGGCUGGACUUGAUAAUUUAGCCAUUGGUUUCGCCGUCUACGAACUUCCUAGACCAACAAGACAAGGCCCGGAUUACCUCGACCAUGCCCAUAAAGUGGCCAAGAAUCCAGUGUUCAUAAACAGUCGUGAAGUCACUGCCAGAUUCAGAGUAACGCCAGGAGAAUAUCUAAUCAUCCCGUGCACCUUCAAACCUCACGAGGAUGCGGAAUUUUUGUUGAGGAUCUACACGAGCGGAAAGGUUGAAGCUGGGUACGUUUUUGGUUCAACAUAA